This is a messenger RNA of Dichomitus squalens LYAD-421 SS1, 594 nucleotides long. RefSeq lists its product as uncharacterized. NCBI's taxonomy places the organism in Eukaryota, Fungi, Basidiomycota, Agaricomycetes, Polyporales, Polyporaceae. The record is from RefSeq and is a predicted model, not a curated record. The annotation marks the transcript as partial. The transcript is spliced from 5 exons.
AUGUACUCCACUCUCAUUUCCGUCGCUCUCUUCUCCGCGCUCGCCAUCCAGGGAGCUCUUGCCGACUUCACCGUCGAAACCCCUACCAUCACCCAGUGCGAGCCUGUCCAGCUCAAAUGGGAUAGCACCAACGCGAAGUCCUACAAUGUCGCGAUCGUCUCCGCCGCCAACCCGUGCGACGAUGUUCUCGCCGACCUUGGCGAUCACGAAGUGAACCACAUCACCUGGACUCCCACUCUCAAGGCGGGCACCCAGGUCAUGCUCUCCAUUCUCGACUCGGACGAUAACGAGGCUUGGUCGGGCGAGAUCACCGUCAAGGGCGGUAGCAACACAUCCUGCUUGGCUGUCUCCUCCUCGAGCGCUUCGAGCUCGGCGUCGCACUCCUCGACCGCGUCGUCGGCUUCUGCCAGCGGCACCACUCUGGUCGUUAACCCUGCUGCCGCGCCUUCGAGCUAUUCUGCGCCUGCUGCGCCUUCGUCUAGCGGCGCCAGCGUUGUUGGCGCCGCCAACUCCGGUAUUCUUGGUGACAGCAACGGUGCUUUCUCCGUCCGCUUCUCCGUGCCCUCUGUCGCCCUCGGCGCUAUCGUCGCCGUC